UGAUCACAGCGAUGUUAUUUUUUCACGUGCAUUAACAUUUUAACCUGUGUGAAUUACAAACAAUUCGAAACUUUUUACAAUUAAAUCAUGGAUAUUAGUAAUUCAGAGUCCAUCAAUAAAGAUAAACAAAACAUAGAAAUGUUUAAAUUUUUUGAAAAAACAAGAAAGCGAAAAACUUCAAGAACAUCUCCAAAGAGUAAUAAAAAAGUUAAGCCAACUACAUUCCGAUUGCCAAUGAGAAGAACAACCAGAUUAAAAUCGGAAAUCUUUGUAGAAAAUUAUCCAGAAAUUUUACCAGACGGUGAAUUCGAUAUAAGUAAGGAUUUUUGUUCUACUAUGUUGAAAUAUGAGCCGGUAAAAAAGAAAAUAAAAUUAUCUAAUGCUAAUCUACAAAUGGAGAAUGAACAAUGUGAUGAAAUGAGUGAAACAUUAAAUGGAACAAAUUCACUUAUAGAUAGUACAAUAGAAAGCAAAGAUCUCGAACAUCCUGAUAAACCCAAGAAGCGAGGUAGAAAACAAAAAAUAAGUCAAUUUGAAAAGAUGGCCGAUGAUAUGAUUGAAACUAUUGAUACAAAUAUCAUCAUUGAAAUGUUAAAGAACACAAGUUUAGAUAAAGAAGAAGCUGAAGCAGCAACCGAAAUGUCAAACACUUCUGAACGAAAUAUAACUGAAAAUUGUGAUACAAAUUUAAAUAAUCCUCUGAAUGGUAGUGACCCACAAACAGAUUUAACUAACAAUGACUGUAAAGACUCUGAUAUCAUCUCUAAACAAUUCAAAAAGCGAGGAAGAAAAUCGAAUUCAGAAAAUAUAAAACAAUCACAUGUAGAGGAUAAACCAGAGGAUAAUAAAGCAGGUAGUCAAACGAAACAAACUACAGAUUUACAUAUAUCAUUAACUACUAAUGGUGACAAUGAUUUUAAGAAAGCAGCCAAAAUAUCUGAACUGCCCAAAAAACGGGGAAGAAAACCGAAAAGUUUUAAUGGAGAAACAUUAAAACAAUCAAAUGUUGAGAAUAAACCGGAGGACCAACAAACAGAGUAUCAAACGAAACAAACGCAUGAUUCAGAUUUAGGAAAUAUAUUACAUGAUAAAGAUUCACAAAUAUCAUUAACUACUAAUGGUGAUAAUGAUUUAAAGAAAGCAGCCAAAACAUCUGAACUACCCAAAAAACGAGGAAUAAAACCGAAAAGUUUAAAUGUAGAAACAUUAAAACAAUCAAAUGUAGAGGAUAAACCGGAGGACCAACAAACAGAGUAUCAAACGAAACAAACGCAUGAUUCAGAUUUAGGAAAUAUAUUACAUGAUAAAGAUUCACAAAUAUCAUUAACUACUAAUGGUGAUAAUGAUUUGAAGAAAGCAGCCAAAACAUCUGAACUGCCCAAAAAACGAGGAAGAAAACCGAAAAGUUUAAAUAACACACUGGUAGCAGACACAAGCGACAAAAAAACUGGUAUAUUAAAAUAUUUUAAGUCAAAUACUCCUACGAAGAAAAUAAAUACGUCAGCAACGGAAAAUUUAGAAUCGCUUUUAGAUAAUGAUAGUGUUAAUAAUGACAGUAUUGAAAUUUCAAAUAUUAUGAAUAUAGCUGAUACUUCUUUAACAAAGUCCAAAUUAAACACAAGUACAAAUACGGAACCAAAAAAAAGAGGUAGACCAAAGUCUGACAAGCCACGAGUCGUAAAAGUUAAUGUAGCUAGAGAAUUUCAAAAGAAACCAUUUACCAAAAUUAGUAAGCUGACCAAAGACCAAAUCAAAAAGGGUUCAAUAAGAAAAAUUCCCAAAAAACGUCUUGAUGAUGUAUUGGAAAUGAUUGAUGAUGAGGAUCAUCCUAUUUGGCAGGAACGUAAUAUAUCAUGUAAUACGUCUAUUUAUGAUUAUUGGGAACCGCGUUCAGUAUCGAUAUCUGAUCAAAAUAUGAAACUAAAAUACGCACGUCAAUUUCUUUUACGUAGAGACUGGAUCGGUUUGUCCAAAGUUCUAUAUUUAUCCAAUACGGAGGCAAAGACUUAUUAUCCUUUAUUAUCUAAGUAUGCUACAUUAUUGCUGGCACAUACGGAUAAGGAACAAUUUAAUAAAUGUAUACAAUUUUUAACUAACAUGAAUGACAGCAGUGCUGUCAUGAAAAAAUGUACAAAAAUAUCCAAGGAAAAUGAAGACUAAAGCAUAUGUGUUAAAUGCAAUAAAAAUAUGUAAAAUACUCUAAUUUUAAUAUUUUUUACUUAUAAUAUUAAACUUUGGCCAUGAAGGCUUCUUUGUAGUGAUAUUAAAUAAAUACAAUUUAAAAGCAAACAA
Calliphora vicina (urban bluebottle blowfly) is the source of this 2292-nucleotide messenger RNA. RefSeq lists its product as uncharacterized. The record is from RefSeq and is a predicted model, not a curated record. The transcript is spliced from 2 exons. NCBI's taxonomy places the organism in Eukaryota, Metazoa, Arthropoda, Insecta, Diptera, Calliphoridae. The coding region runs from base 88 to 2160 and encodes 690 amino acids.